Aspergillus homomorphus CBS 101889 is the source of this 3994-nucleotide messenger RNA. RefSeq names its product putative AT DNA binding protein. The coding region runs from base 249 to 3731 and encodes 1160 amino acids. The transcript has a single exon. NCBI's taxonomy places the organism in Eukaryota, Fungi, Ascomycota, Eurotiomycetes, Eurotiales, Aspergillaceae. The record is from RefSeq and is a predicted model, not a curated record. Gene Ontology annotation, molecular function: DNA binding.
GUUUAUGUUAUGCGUGGAUAGUUGCAGAGAUUCCCCCCUUCCCCCGCCUUCUGAUCAGCAAUUUCUUCUUGUCUGGACUGUGAGAAUCUCUAUCCCGUUGCUUUGUGGUUGUUUUCUCCUGGAGAAUGUCGAUUGUCAUCUAGCCUCCGACGGCGGUGUCCCCUCUUCCUUCUCCUUCAAUGAGACGCGACGGGCGACCCUGUUGAGAGUCGCCCCUCCAUGGCCUGCAGCUCCCUCCAUACCUCGAUAUGUCCUCUAGCACUUCGAGCUCCUCCCCGGACAUUCUUGGGCCAGCUGGCGACAGUGAUUAUCUAAUUUCCUCGCCGUUCAAACCAUUUACCGGUCGCCAAAGCUUCAUGUCGCCCGCUGACUUCAACCUCCUCCAGAGUGCGCGGACGGCAAAACGGCAAAAACGGUCGCGGCUCAACCUCACACCGGGCGCCCAUUCUUUCGAAUUCAACGAUGUUGUUCUUCCCGCCUCACCAAACCUGAAGCUGAAUGGAAAACAAAAAGUCCCGUCUCCAGACAAAGUCCAACCCGAUGGGAAUGUCAGCCCCUGGAGGAUUCGUGUGACUCUGGAAGCCACCCAAGAUCAAGAGAACAGGAAUGAUUACGACAGUCCGACGCGAAACCGAUUCAAACCAUCGACCAUGAUCACAAAGAUACCGCUCAAAGACGAGUCCGAGCAGACCCCCCGAAGGCGCAGAGGCCGUCCGAGGAAGUCCGAUACACUAUUGUUCGAUGCGAUUCCGGCCGCAGGCAGCCCUGGUCAUACCCCCGGUCCGGCUGGGUCCGCGCAGAAGCGAAAGCGCGGUCGACCCAGGAAGACUCCACUGAAGGUACCUGCGGUGAUGCGCGAAGAACGGGAUAUGGGCACACUAGACAUCGAUAUGGAUACUCCCACCGCUGGAUCUCAAUCGCGAUGGAGCCCUUUGAACCUCGCUGGGGAUGCGGGGUCGGAUGAUGGUGAUGAUGAAUCGCCUAGGGACGAAGAGAUGUUCGAUGUGUUUGACGACGAACUCCCACCCGAACAGCCUGCGGUGGCCCCUCACGAGAGCACCACUCCGCGAGUGACAUUCGAACCCACUUACGACACCCCAAACGUUGACAACAUAGACAACGAGGAAUACAACUUGAACUCUACCCCAUCUAAGAUGCCAUCUCCGGCUCGCGAAGCACAGUCGAGCUCUUCCAAAAGCACUUUACAUGCAGGUCAUACCCCCAGACCACCCCGCCUAUAUCCCACCCCGACGGCCUCUUCACCGAUCGCGGAGGAGGAAAUGGGCGCGCAAUUCCGAAGGCCCAAUGUGCCCAGCAGCAACCGCCGUACCAGUAGAGCAAACGGCAUGAAUGAUCCGACGGACGAGCAUAGAGAGUUCGACUCGAUCAUGGAAAGUGAAGGAUUCAGUAUGGUCUCACUAGACACUCUUCCAUCAGUCAAACAACAUGGCAUCGGCGGUGAUACCAAUCAAAAAGUCGCCAAAAAUGCUCUCAGACCUUUCCUCAAGCGAGAAUCCAAUGGCGUCCUCAGGCAAAAAACAUCGAUCAUUCCCGAAAGUCAUGGUGGCAACAGUUCCAUACCCCAUGCAGAACAUGAAACGAGUCUCGCGGAACAGGUAACAGAGUACCCUCGCAUGCGCUCUGCCGAAUUUGAUAUUUCAGUGCACCGCGCAUCAGCCGAUAGAGCUGCUUCGACAAGAAGCAUGCGCUCUUCCCCUGCCAUCUCGACAUUACCUCCAGUUCGACCUGAACGAAGGCCCUUACUUCGACUCAUCCGCAUUGUGCGAGCGGGUAUCGCCCUACAGGGUCCUCUCACAGAAUCAGACGAGCCGCAAACCUCGCGGGACUUUGACUCCGCGUUAAGCGCCAAACGACAACGUUUACAGCAUCUUUUCCAAGAUUUGGACCCUCGUUCCCAGCAAGAACUGCAGGCAGGCUUGGCCUUUGGACACCAACUUGCGAAGCGAAGACAAGUGGAUGUAGAACGACAUCAACAGUCGGUAGCCGCAGAUGCCAAGGCAACUGGGAGAGCUAUAUCCCGAAGCAGAGAGGCGAGUAAUUCUAUGUCACCUCAGCACUUGCCGAGUGGGGCAGACUUCUAUGAUACUCCUGGCUCCGUUAUGCGGCGACGGAUGGAUGAGUGGCAGCGCGAGAGAGAAGCCAUCAGUCGGGAAAUUCAAAUGGCGAAUUCUAGUCAAGUCAUUGUGAUCGACAGCGACAGGGAUGAUCAGUCGGAUAUCGCAGCCGACAACGAGGGUCACUGGAAUGAAGUGGAAAAUCUUGACAGUGAGUCCGAAGCCGCACCAAACCAGGAUGCCUACGUGGAGACAGAGCAAGCGAGCGAGGCAGAUGACGACGAGGGCUACGAAGACAUUUGGCAGCAGGAGGCAAUGGAGCAAGGCCACCAAUCAGAUCGCUUGUCUGUCUCUGACAAUGAUGACAAUGACCUGCAUCCUAGACAGGGUGAGUCUAGCCCAUGGAAAACCGGCUGGACCCCCGCGCGAAGUCAGAUGGGUCAACAAUACUCUCCGGCUCAUUGGACAAAGGAGCACGAAAAGGUGCCAUUCCUGGGUCGUUCACGAGUUAAGCAACUACAGGAAGAAGAAGUUGACCUGACAAACUUGUACCGCGGGGAUCCUAGCCCGAAGCGUCGCCGCUAUUACUAUGGGGAAAGUAGUCCUGCGAGCGUUGCGAUUCAAUCACCCUCAGAAGGUAGCUCACCAUCGAACCAAGCAUUCGAGAGGCAAGACUCUCACGAACAUGCGUCCGACGAUGAUCGGCUGUCCGAACAAAUGAUAGAGUUGGGCUCUCACAGUGACCUGGAAGACGAAACGUUUCAGAUCGAUCCCACUACUAGAUUAGAAUUGGCCAGACAGCAUGGCGAGCCAGAGAAUUUGAGAGACGACGUCGAAAAUAUUGCCGAUGCCGCUGUAGCCGAAGAACAAUUUGUUCCAGCUGCGACUGACAACACUCCCGAUCCUGCACGACAAGCCAGUCCGGAGAAUCAAGCAUCAUCCUGGUUCCAGAAGAUUACUAGCCUGACACCUGGAUGGCUCAAAGCGCCCAAGUCUCUCAAGCCACUUUCCCCAAGGGAAGAGAGCUCAGUCGUCUACGACGAUGAAGAAGUAGCCACGGCAAACCCAACACAUGUUCAUGGGGUGGCCGGCUCGGAUCGCUUGGAGGGUAACUCCUUAUCAUCGUCUCACUUGGCGAGGCCAAAUGAUGAGCAACAACGCUCCCUUGGCCGCGAAUCCUAUGAAUCGGAUGAGGAUGCGGGGGACCCUUUCUACGAGGAAGUAAGGCAGACGAGGCGCAAGCGACAAACCUCCCGUUUCUCCGGACACUUCUCCAACGAUCACUACCGGUCAUUGCAUAACCUAUAUCGCCUGGCCCAAAAACACCCUGAACGUUUCCCUUAUUACCCGACUUCUGGCCGCACGGAGAUCAUUGGAGAUUGGAUUUGGACUUCAGACGGGGUUUACGGAGUCCCAGUAACGGAGGUCCAGUUUGCAGUCAUUGACAGGUUCGCUCAGCAGGUCUCUCGAGAUGACAUCAAGGCCGGCGGUACAGGGCAGAUCACUUGGACGGAGGCCGAGUUGCAUAGAAGAUUGAUCAGCAUCAUUAUUGGCGAACAGGUCAGAAAGGAACGGCGAGCGAUGCGCUACAGGGAUCAUCCGGGGACAGGCAACCUUCGAGGCAGGGACACAGUUAAUGAGACGUGGCGCAGAUGAAGGUCCAGAGCUGCAGGUCGCUUGAUCACUGACGUGCAAAAGCCGACGUACUGAUUUCACGAAACUCAGACUCAGUCUCUGCUGGCACUUAAGCUAGCAUACGCUGCGAUGACUUCUAUUCUUGUUGCAUUCUAUCGGGUCGUUACGGAGUGGCAAAGCGGUGGUCGGUAACUUUUUAGGUUCUCAUUGGGUUGGCAGGUUUACUUUUUCGUCGUUGAUUUCUUUUUGUGCUGGUUUCUUGUAUAGCACGUACUCUGUACAUG